Messenger RNA from Aspergillus sclerotioniger CBS 115572, 664 nucleotides. RefSeq names its product dynein light chain DYN2. Gene Ontology annotation, cellular component: cytoplasmic dynein complex. Gene Ontology annotation, biological process: microtubule-based process; cilium assembly. The coding region runs from base 122 to 406 and encodes 94 amino acids. NCBI's taxonomy places the organism in Eukaryota, Fungi, Ascomycota, Eurotiomycetes, Eurotiales, Aspergillaceae. Gene Ontology annotation, molecular function: dynein light intermediate chain binding; dynein intermediate chain binding. The transcript has 7 exons. The record is from RefSeq and is a predicted model, not a curated record.
AAUACUUCCAUUGAGUUUCCCUAGAAAACUGUUGUGCAGACUAGUUUGUUUGAGGCUUGGUCCUUGUCUGAAAUUAUUGCUCUUUCUACCACUCUUAUACGUCAAAGAUACCACCAGCAAAAUGGCUAGCGAAAAGAAGGACAAGCUUGAGCCGCAGAUCAAGUCGGUCGAUAUGACCGAGGAUAUGCAGCAGGAGGCUGUGGAAGUUGCAAUUGAGGCGAUGGACAAGUACCACAUCGAGAAGGAUAUCGCCCAGUACAUAAAGAGAGAGUUCGACUCGCGCAAGGGUGCGACAUGGCACUGCGUGGUUGGCAGGAACUUCGGAAGCUUCGUCACGCAUGAGACGAAACACUUCAUCUACUUCUAUCUCGGGCACUGCGCCAUUCUCCUUUUCAAGACUCAAUAAAUGCGGCCGCAACCCAGUCUAAUUCGCGGAAGCGACAUCUACAACUCUUUCGGAUAAUUCGUGCAGGGAGUCGUGCUGUGAAAACUCCCAUACAAAAGCUGAAGGAGACUCAGUCAUACGGUCCAGAACGGAAUGCUGUGGGGUUGCCUAGAGGGCACCAUGCGGCGGUGAUUCUUCGGAUCUAUCUGCUACCUGAUUACUUUUCUAUGUUAAUCGUUUUUAAAAAGGCCUAGUGAAUACAUUCUUGCCCAGUAGCAC